UCAUCCAAUACAACUUGGAUUAGGCGUAUAAAACCAUAGUUGGGCUCUUAAAGUCUUUUUCUCAAACCAAAUCUUCUGGCUUCAUGGGAGAUUAUAAUUUCUCAAACACCCCCAGUUUAUAGAUUCAAGUUUAUUUCCAUUCCUCUUAAGCUUAAAAUGUGUGUUUUUAUGCAGCACGUCGCCUUCAAAUUCAAACCUUCGGACAUUAAGAGUACAGGAGACACGGCUCAGCCGCAGCCUUGGUUCCUCCUCAGAUACGUCCUGAUGAAGGGAUCCAUGAGACCGUUAUUUCAGGGGAGGCUCGGCUGCCAAAGAGGAAGCAACAGCUCACAUUGUUAGAGACCGAGCGGAGGACUGCCGCUCCCCAGUGAUCCUGUAGCCAUGCCAACUUUUACAACCCUCAGAGCAAACAGGAGUCCUGGGAGAAGCUGCUGAGUUUGCCGGCAUAUAGACCGACUUCCACCUCGCUCUGUGGGAGAGACCGGGCGGCAGAGAUGGUUCUCCGGCGGGAUCUUCUCCUGACGUUUACCUUGCUGUUGAAGACCGGCCUGGUUCACGGAUGUUUCUGUCCGGCAGCGACCGUCUUGUCCCAGUCUCCCUCCGAGGUUCCCGCGGACGCCUGCUGCUUGAACUACUCCGGCUCUGACCUCGGCCUGCUGCACUGGUCUGUGUUCACCAACGGGACCGACGUACAGACCCUGCACCUUUCCAACUGUAACAUCAGCGUGAUCGACGUCAACGGCGAGCAAGCCUCCGCGCUGCGCAGGGUUUACUUGGAUGGAAACAGACUGAAGGCCUUGCCGGAGCAGUUCCUGGCGCGCCAGCCCAGUCUGACCGAGGUGGACCUGAGUGAAAACCUCCUUCAGGAGCUUCCCAACGGCUUCCUCCAGGACUCUGUUAGCCUCCAGAGGCUUGAUCUGCAGGGCAACCAGCUGCGUUCCCUCCCCGGUGAGCUGUUUCAGAUGCCCAGUCUUCAAAGACUGGAGCUGGAUGGGAACCUCUGGGAAUGCUCCUGUUUGUUCCUGGAAAGGCUGGAGGAGGGCAGGCGGGCUAACAGGACCACCGGGCUGGAGGAUCUUGUGGGGAACCUGACGUGCUCCUCCCCUCGCCACCUGGCCGGGAGGACCGUGUGGUCGCUGAGGAUCAGUGACGUUUGCCGCCCGGCCGGCCUCACGGCGCUCUUCAUCGUGCUGCCCCUGCUCAUCCUCUCCGCCUUGCUGCUCUGCUGGUGCUGCGGGAGGAAAAGGAAGAAAAAGGAGACGCUCGCCUUCAGCUCCUCCAAAAAGAGGACUUCCGGCUUCGGUUACAACAACCACAAGCAGCACAACAAACAGCAGCCUGCGGACGGCGAGCAGGGCAAAGCCGCCGACUGUGGGAAAGAGGGCAUCCUGAAGAACCAGCUGCUGCUUCGACCGGCGUCGGCACUCCUGGGCAGCACUCGGGACAUCUACGAAGAGGUGGAGAUCAAGCUCAGCUCAGUGGAGUCUCUUCCCAGAGCCUCCUGCUCCGGCCCUGUGGAGGGGAGGCAGGGGUGCCAGGGGCCCGACGGGGCCAGCAAGACGGAGCUGGACACGGUCAGCGUGACGGAAGUGCUGAAAGACUCGGCGGACCGGGAGAAGGCCUACCUGACUCAGUCCACUGAGUACUACAGCCUGGUGCCGGGGAUCGAGCUGGAGGACUCGGACCACGGCGAAUAUGAGAACGUGAAUCUGUCAUGACACCGCUGAAAAAAAGACUUGAACAGUUUGAAGAGAUAUGUUAAAGUUUACAGACAGGCUUUUUACCUUCAUAGGCAUGAAUGUCAUAUUGACUUUGGACUCUUAAGGAUUAAUUUCGCCCGUUUUUUUUCGGGCUAAAAUGCAUUCAUUUACCUCUAACUAAUAUUUGGAUACUUAGUGUGUGUAUCUUUAUCACACACAUCUUAUACAUUUAUGACAUGCCGCUUAGUUUCUUGGCACAUGAAUGUUUGGUAGCAACCCUGUCACAUUAGAGUUUGAAUUUUAAAAGGCUUUCAAUACGUAACAAAGAUUAUUUUCAAUGCAAUGAUACCAUAGACCUUUUUUCCCCCUGUCAGACUGAACUUCUUAAAUUUGGUGACAGCAACAAGAAAUAUGUUUGAAUGAGUCCAGGUGAGGGUUUCAAAUAUGACAACACCAUCAGCUGUCAAGCAUGGUGGUGGCGGCUUUUGGGGGUGUCUCGCUAAUGGUGACAUAAAGUGGAUGAAAUAGUAAACGUCUUCAGCUUUAUUUCAAAUCACCAGAUAUAUGUUUGAAACAUGGACAUGAUUGGAUGUACCAAUAAGGAAAUGGUCCCAAAUUAUAUCAGAACCGGUUUUGGGAUACAUAAAGCAGGCUAGUGUUAAGCUUCUGGAAUGGGGCUGAGCUCAACCAUAUAGAAAAUCUGUGAAAUAUUAAAAGGUGGAUCUGCAGCAGAACACAAAUUUAAAUGUGAUCUACCAAUUCUGGUAAAGACGAGUUGAUUUAGCCAAAAUUAUGUCAUAAACUACUGUUGGCUACAAAAAGAACGUGGUUAAGGUGGAGCUUGCUAAGGGGCAUUUAUCCAAAUUUUAUUGGGGUGGAUGUACAUAUUUAAGUCUGUGUGAAUAAUUUGGACUUUGAGUUUAUUUGAGAAAAGCAAUGAGCUCGAACUUGUGCCGCCUGUUCUUAAUCGUAGAAUUCCUUAACGUUUACGGUAUAAUUAAUUCCCAAUGUUGAAAUUAAUCAUUAAAGAGCAAAAUUAGCAAGACACUAGUAGCCUUGACGAGUGUAUUACAACUUCAAACAGCAACUAUAAAUAUAAGACACAUUAUUUCAUUAAAGUUACAGCCAAAUCACGUGAUCAUAAGCUAGAAACAAACCAAAAAAGAAGGUUCUACUCUUCACAUUGUAAACACUACUUGAAAUAUUUGAUUAAAAACAAAACAAAUCAUCACUAUGAAGACAAUACUAUAAUUUUUUAAAAGAUGGUAAAGAAUGGUAACCAACAGACAUUCAGGUUUAUAAGACAUUUAUGUCUUGAGCUAAAAUGUCUCUUCUACUGGAGUUUCACGUUAAGCUAACAGUUAGCAUUGACGCUAACUGAAAAUUAUCUUCGACAAUGCAGAUUUGAUUUAACAUUUAUGUGUUUGAAAAAUACUUAUUUGAGGAGAACUCUCUCAACAUUAUGAGAAUACAGAAAAGGGAUUUACAAUUUUGGGUCCAAGUUGCUUUAAUUAGCCAAAACUUUUUUUCUUUCUUUUUUUUUUAUUAGUCAAUUAGCCAAACUUGAGUCUGGCUCCAGCCAGGUAACAAACCGAGCGAAUCACAAGUGCCCAUUAGGUUAAAAGGAAAUACAUACAGCCCUUAAACCUUCCCUGUGGUAAAGGUUUUGUGCAAAUCUGUUUUUUAAAUUUAGGAGUAAUCUAGCUAGAAACCCUGCAUUAGCAUUAGCAUUAGCAUAAUUUGGUUAUAAAUAUAAGCUCACAGAAGCUCUCCAGCAAAGAGGAUAUUUUUAUUACAAUUGAAGCUAAUAAAAUUUUGUGAACUCUGCAACUAAGGGAAACAAAAAUAAAUGUUUUACUUAUUCUUGUUUAUUUACCACCUGGCAUUAGCAUCUCAGCAAAGCUAGCUAGUAUACUAACUAUAGCUACUGUAGGCUGCAUGCAAAGUAAAACAUUAAAGUCCCAUUCUGUCUUUUCUGUUUUUACACUGUUUUUACACUGGUUUAAGGUUUGCGUUGGACAUAGUAUCCAGAAACGUUUUUAAUUGGGGCUUUAUCUUUUCCAAAUGAGUGAUUAUGGUGGAAUCCGUAGUGUGCUAUUUUGUACACUUGAGUCUGGUUUUAAAUAAUUAUAGAACAUUGUAAAUACAAUAUAAUGCAUCUGUUAAGAACCUAUCAUUGAAAUUAGGUUUACUUUCUUUUAACUUUGACUAUUUGAUUUCUGGUUUUACAAAAAAAAAAAAAAAAAUAGAAGCACAAUCGUAAUUCUUCAUACAAUUGAUGCAAUGGAAUUAGAAGUAAAUAAACUGUACAUUUCUUUAAUUAAGCUGUCCUUAAACUCUUGGACACCUUGUUGUACUGUGCUUAAGUUAAAACACUAAUUUCAACAGUUGAGUUUUUGUAGGAUUUUAAUGCUCAAUAAUGAAUAUUUUUGACUGAACAUUUUGUUAAUAUGUUUGAACUAACCAUAUUCUCUCAAUAGAUGAGAGGGGGGUUGCUAAAACGGGUAAAGGAAAUGCCAGGUCACAAUGCCACACUAAAACAAACAUUGUUGACAUUUAACAGCUCCCUGCUGGACAAUCCAAGAUUUUCAUGUUUAAUUUUAAGGGCUACAAAUGUUUAAAGUAGGGCACUGUAACCAGCAUCCCAAGGGCCACACAUGGUCCCUUGUCCCUUCAGGAUGACUCUUGAUAACAAAUGUUAUAUAGUAAUAAAAAGGUUUUUUUUUU
Fundulus heteroclitus (mummichog) is the source of this 4427-nucleotide messenger RNA. RefSeq lists its product as uncharacterized. The coding region runs from base 495 to 1718 and encodes 407 amino acids. The transcript is spliced from 3 exons. Gene Ontology annotation, molecular function: protein binding. The record is from RefSeq and is a predicted model, not a curated record. NCBI's taxonomy places the organism in Eukaryota, Metazoa, Chordata, Actinopteri, Cyprinodontiformes, Fundulidae. Gene Ontology annotation, cellular component: plasma membrane.